Messenger RNA from Caenorhabditis briggsae, 1956 nucleotides. The record is from RefSeq and is a predicted model, not a curated record. NCBI's taxonomy places the organism in Eukaryota, Metazoa, Nematoda, Chromadorea, Rhabditida, Rhabditidae. The transcript is spliced from 6 exons. Bases 1 to 1956 code for a protein of 651 amino acids. Gene Ontology annotation, molecular function: poly(A)-specific ribonuclease activity.
AUGCUCAAGUUUCUGUCUAGUUUUUUCAAAAGUGUGCUAAAACCAGGAAAACCAAGUGCUGAACCUCCGACUAUUUUAUGGAAAGAUAUUUUGGAAAAAGAUCUCGUACCUCGGAAGUAUCGCAGAAGUAUGCUCCUACCAUCGAAACGCGUCCUUUUUUGGAAAACGGAGGAGCCGGUGAAAGACAAAAGAAAACAAAUGCAAGUCGGAUUGAACAUGAUGUUUCAAUUUGAUUGCGAAGACAUUCCGCAUAUCAUAAAAACUCAAAAAGCUUUCGAUCAGGAGUUGUCUGUAGCACUACCAAAAGUGGGCUCCUGCUCCGAACAACAUUUUUCUACCGUAUUCUUUCAGAUUUCAGCACUUAUGAAAAAGAAAGUAUUCAAAGACAAAGGAGACACUUCUGAAAACGGUCUCACAAUAAAAAUGAGUCCUGAAUUCGAGAAGUUGAUACCGGAAACUGCUACAAUCCGCACUUUAGCUGACGACGUGAGGAUAACGUCUUUGCUGAUCAACGAUUCCCCAUUUCAAAUUGUUCGGGACGGAAUCCCGAUCAGUUCCGCUUCAGUUGCUCUCACACCAAUUGCCGGUCAAUUUUGCAUGCCAGCCAUUGUCUUCAAUAUCAAAAGUACACCAAUUCAAUGUCAUUGGUUCGUGAAAAAUGAGGUUCAAAAAGAGGUUCCAGUAGGAAAGGAGAAGCCGGGACCAACCAAAAAAGAUAUCGAUUCAAUGGAACUUUCAUUUUUGAACGAAGAGAAGAGGGAAUACAGUUUGAAUGGAUACACUUUGAAGCAUAAUGGAGAAUAUUUCAAUCCGGAUGCAAGCGACGUGGGACGAUUAGUUGCCGUUGUGGUCGAUACGGGAGCUGAUCAUCCAGUUUAUGCGGCAAUCAGUUUGAGACCAAUCAGCGAUCCAAUUGAAGAAGUCAUCACAGAUAGCCAAGUACGGUGGUGUAAAGAUAAUAAUUUAGACAGAGAUGUAAUACGAAUCAUGGGCUACAACAUUCUGGCAGAUUUGUAUCUUAACCUCAACUUGGAGCAGGAAGAACUUUUCUUCAAUUACUGUCCGAAAGCCUAUCAAAGGAUUUUUCAUCGAACGCCAAUUUUUCUGAAGCAGAUUCGAGAUUUCAUUGAUGCUCAAGUUUCUUUGUUUUUCCUCCAAGAAGUCGACAUGCGAAGGAAUGAGAUGUACAUUGAACCAUUCCUGAAAACGCUGAACUACUCCAGUGAAAUAUCAAAGAAAGGAGGUCAAAUCAGUGAAGGAGUUGCUUUGAUCUAUGAUAACAAAUUGUUCCGAAUGCUCUACUCAAAUUCGUUCAAUUUAGCUGAACUGGUUAUUUCUGAACAGUGCAAUUCGGAUAUUUAUAGAAUGUUGAAAAGUUCUGAAGAAUCUGAAAACCGGUUCAACACAAGACAAACAAUUGUGCAGAUCGUCGUAUUGGAAGAAUCAAAAUCUGGAAGACUUCUGGUUUGUGCCAACACUCAUUUGCAUCAUAAUCCAUUAGAUGAGCAUGUGAAAGUGCUACAAGCGUUGGUUUGUAUCCGAAAGCUAAUGGAAGUGUACAAGAAGAGGAAGUCAGAAUCAGGUCGGGAAAUUCGCGUCCUUUUUGGAGGCGAUUUCAAUAGCACUCCAGAUGGAGCAGUGUUCCAAAUGAUGGCUAAUGGAUUCUUACCAAAGGAGCAUGAAGUGUGGAAAUGCGACGAAAAAGUGGUUGCUGAAAAUAUUCAAAUCGAGCAAAAGCUGAAGUGUCUCACUGGAACGCCCGAGUACACAAACUACACCUCAGCAAGUAAAAAAGAAGGAUUCGUCGGGUGUCUGGAUUAUAUUUGGGGACUUGAUGUUGAAACAGUUCGAAAUUGUCCGAUGCCAGAACAUGAGAAGGUAAUCCGAUACAAAGCCCUUCCAUCAGCCAUUUCUCCCUCUGAUCAUCUCCCAGUAAUUUGUGAUAUCAAAUUGUGA